This is a messenger RNA of Oncorhynchus masou masou (cherry salmon), 6745 nucleotides long. RefSeq names its product NACHT, LRR and PYD domains-containing protein 3-like. The coding region runs from base 140 to 3730 and encodes 1196 amino acids. NCBI's taxonomy places the organism in Eukaryota, Metazoa, Chordata, Actinopteri, Salmoniformes, Salmonidae. Gene Ontology annotation, biological process: intracellular signal transduction. Gene Ontology annotation, molecular function: protein binding. The record is from RefSeq and is a predicted model, not a curated record. The transcript is spliced from 13 exons.
UGUAAAUUAGAUGAGAAAACAAAAGUAUAUUUCGAUGACCGAGUGAUCAUUCCAGACUCUGCUUCUGAGAGAGAAAUUAAAGAUCAAUCAUUCCCAUUACAGCCCUUCAGUCUACAUUUUCAGUUGUUAGAGGUCUAAAAUGAGUCUCUCUGGGGAGAGAGAGGAGGGGGGCCCUGCCUCUAAAAUGAGACUCUCUGGGGAACAUGACACCACAGCUAAAAGCCCAAUCAAGCAGGAGAGACCAGCCUCCCUUGUACCCAGCUGUGUGUCCAUGAAGAGUGACAAGUCUAUGGAUUAUCCUAUAUAUUUUUCUACUGAACAAAGAAAUAAACAGGAGAGAUCAGAGUCAGACAUUCUCAGUGGUCAGUCUUCCCAGAGUCAUCAAACAGACCUGGCCGCCAUAUUCAGUUUGCUUCAAGAGAAUAUUAUGACAUUUAUGAAGAACGAGCUGAAGAUGUUCAAGAGGAUUCUGAGUUCAAAUCUCCCAGAAGUCUUUGAAAGUCAGAAGCAGGAUGAGGAAGUGGUGGAUGCUGAAGAUGAGAAGCAUGAGAGCAGUGCCAGAGAGGGGGCUCUGAAGAUCACACUGCACAUCCUGAGGAAAAUGAACCAGAAGGAGCUUGCUGACACACUGGAGAAAAGUGAGCAUACUGUGAUUUGCCAACGUGAACUCAAAUCUAAUCUGAAGAAGAAGUUUCGAUGUGUAUUUGAGGGGAUCGCUAAACAAGGAAACCCAACACUUCUCAAUAAGAUCUACACAGAGCUCUACAUCACAGAGGGUGGAACAGGAGAGGUCAAUAAUGAACAUGAGCUGAGACAGAUUGAGACAACAACCAGGAAACAAGCAAGACCAGAGACUGCAAUCAAAUGUAACGACAUCUUCAAACCCUUAACUGGACAAGACAAACCUAUCAGAACUGUGCUGACAAAGGGAGUCGCUGGCAUUGGAAAAACAGUCUCUGUGCAGAAGUUCAUUCUGGACUGGGCUGAAGGAAAAGCAAAUCAGGAUGUCCAAUUUGUAUUUUCAUUCCCUUUUCGGGAGCUGAAUUUGAUGAAAGGGGAAAAAUACACUUUGAUUGAACUUCUAAAUCAUUUCUCAAUAGAAACCAGAAAAUCAAGAAUCUCCAACUAUGACAAAUACAAAGUUCUGUUCAUCUUUGAUGGUCUGGAUGAGUGCCGACUGCCCCUAGACUUCCAGAAGAACAAGAUCUGUUGUGACGUCACAGAGUCAACCUCAGUGGAUGUUCUGCUGACAAAUCUCACGAAGGGAAAUCUGCUUCCCUCUGCUCUCCUCUGGAUAACUACCCGACCUGCAGCAGCCAAUAAGAUUCCUUCAGGGUGUGUUGACCAGGUGACAGAGGUACGAGGGUUCAAUGACCCACAGAAGGAGGAGUACUUCAGGAAGAGAUUCAGUGAUGAGGACCUGGCCAGCAGAAUCAUCUCACACAUAAAGACAUCAAGGAGCCUCCACAUCAUGUGCCACAUUCCAGUCUUCUGUUGGAUAUCUGCAAUAGUGCUUGAAGACAUGUUGAAACAUAAGAGAGAAGAGAUGCCCAAGACUCUGACCGAGAUGUACACACACCUUGUGGUGUUUCAUACCAAACAGAAGAAUGAAAAGUAUCUUGGGAAAGAAGAGACAGGUCCACACUGUAAUAAAGAGAGCAUUCUGUCACUGGGAAAACUGGCUUUUCAACAGCUUGUGAAUGGCAAUCUGAUUUUCUAUGAAGAAGACCUGAAAGAGGCUGGCAUUGAUGUCAAUGAAGCCUCAGUGUACUCAGGAUUGUGCACACAGAUCUUUAAAGAGGAAUGUGGGCUGUACCAGGACAAGGUGUACUGCUUUGUGCAUCUGAGCAUUCAGGAGUUUCUGGCUGCUGUAUAUGUGUUCCUUUCAUUCAGCAACAACAAUGAGAAUUUAAUGACCAAACCACGAUCAACAUCCAGGGACUUUCCUUUGAGGAUCAGACACAAGCCUGAAAUUACUCUCUACAAGAGAGCUGUGGAUAAAGCCUUACAAAAUGAAACGGGAAACCUGGACCUUUUCCUCCGCUUCCUUCUGGGCCUCUCACUGGAGUCCAAUCAGAAGCACUUACGAGGUCUACUGACAAAGACAGGAAGCAGCUCACAGAGCCAUGAAGAAACAGUCAAGUACAUCAAGGAGAAGAUCAGGGAGAAUCCCUCUCCAGAGAGGUGCAUCAAUCUGUUCCACUGUCUGAAUGAGCUGAAUGACCAUUCUCUAGUGGAGGAGAUCCAAAGCUACCUGAGAUCAGGAAGUGUCUCUGGUGAAGAACUCUCACCUGCACAGUGGUCAGCUCUGGUCUUUGUGUUGCUGACUUCAGAAAAGGAGCUGGAUGUGUUUGACCUGAAGAAAUACUCCAGAUCAGAGGAAGGUCUUCUGAGGCUGCUGCCAGUGGUCAAAGCCUCCAAAAUGGCUCUACUGUCAGGCUGUGGAGUCACAGAGGAAGGCUGUGCUUCUCUGGUCUCAGCUCUGAAGUCAAACCCCUCACACCUGAGAGAGCUGGAUCUGAGUAACAAUGACCUGAAGGAUUCAGGAGUGAAGCUGCUCUCUGAUGGACUGGAGAAUCCCCACUGUAAACUGGUGACUCUGAGACUGUCAGGCUGUGGAGUCACAGAGGAAGGCUGUGCUUCUCUGGCCUCAGCUCUGAAAUCAAACCCCUCACACCUGAGAGAGCUGGAUCUGAGUAACAAUGACUUGAAGGAUUCAGGAGUGAAGCGACUCUCUGAUGGACUGGAGAAUCCUCACUGUAAACUGAAGACUCUGAGGCUGUCACACUGUCAAGUCACAGAGGAAGGCUGUGUUUAUCUGGUCUCAGCUCUGGAGUCAAACUCCUCACAACUGAGAGAGCUGGAUCUGAGUAACAAUGACCUGAAGGAUUCAGGAGUGAAGCUGCUCUCUGCUGGACUGGGGAAUCCCCACUGUAAACUGGAGACUCUGAGGCUGUCAGGCUGUCUAGUCACAGAGGAAGGCUGUGCUUCUCUGGUCUCAGCUCUGAGGUCAAACCCCUCACACCUGAGAGAGCUGGACCUGAGCUACAAUCACCCAGGAGACUCAGGAGUCAGACUGCUCUCUGCUGGACUGGAGGAUCCACACUGCAGACUGGAGAAACUCAGUGUGGAACAUGGUGGAGAGUACACAAUGAAACCUGGCCUUAGAAAAUAUACCUGUGAUCUCACACUGGACCCAAACACAAUAAACAUACACCUAUCUCUGUCUGAGGAGAACAGAAAGGUGACAUGGAGGGCAGAGGAGCAGCCGUAUCCUGAUCACCCAGAGAGAUUUGAGGAUGAUGAACAGGUGCUGUGUAGAGAGGGUCUGACUGGACUCUGUUACUGGGAGGUAGAGUGGAGUGGGAAAGCAGCUGAUAUAGGAGUGACAUACAAAGGAAUCAGCAGGAGAGGAAGGGGUAAUGACUGUGUGAUUGGAUACAAUGACAAGUCCUGGAGUCUGUUCUGCUCUGAGAACAGUUACAGAGCGUGCCACAAUGACAAUCUCACUCUCAUAGACGUCCCUUCCUCCAGCUCCCACAGAGUAGGAGUGUAUCUGGACUGGCCAGCCGGCACUCUGUCCUUCUACAGAGUCUCCUCUGACACCCUGACCCACCUGUACACAUAUCACACCACAUUCACUGAGCCCCUCUAUCCAGGGUUUAUGGUUUGGGAUGAUGACUCCUCAGUGUCCCUGUGUCAGGUGGUCACUGUGUCAAACACAACAUGAUGUUUCACUCUAACCAUGUGUUUUAUGUUUGAUCAAAAAUGACAUUUAAAUACAUGGAGGAACACACACACAUGCCAGGUUGGACCAGUUUAUUCCUGUAAACAAUAACCAUGGUAACUGUGUCUGUCUCUUUCUGUGAUCCUGCACCCUGUGAGAACGGUUCAGAUGCACCACACACACACUGGACACACACACACACUGGACACACACACACACUGGACACACACACACACUGGACACACACACACACUGGACACACACACACACACACACACACACACACACACAAUAUCCAGCAACUUUGCACAGCCAUUGAAGAGGAGUGGGACUCCGUUCCACAGGCCGCAAUCAACAGACUGAUCAACUCUAUGCGAAGGAGAUGUAUGGCGCUGCAUGAGGCAAAUGGUGGUCACUCGAGAUACUGAAUGUUUUCUGAUCCACGCUCCUAUUUACAGUUAAAGUUGGAAGUUUACAUACACUUUGGUUGGAGUCAUUAAAACUAGUUUUUCAACCACUCCACAAAUUUCUUGUCAACAAACUAUAGUUUUGGCAAGUCGGUUAGGACAUCUACUUGGUGCAGGAUGCAUCACAUUUUUCCUUAACUUAACAAUUGUUUACAGAGAUUAUUUCCCUUAUAAUUCACUGUAUCACAAUUCCAGUGGGUCAGAAGUUUACAUACACUAAGUUGACUGUGAAUUUAAAGCUUGGAAAAUUCCAGAAAAUGAUGUCAUGACUUUAGAAGCUUCUGAUUUUAGCCAUUUGGAGGUGUACCUGUGGAUGUAUUUCAAGGCCUACCUUCAAACUCAGUGCCUCUUUGCUUGACAUCAUGGGAAAAUCUAAAGAAAUCAGCCAAGACCUCAGAAAAGAAAUUGUAGACUGCCACAAGUCUUGUUCAUCAUUGGGAGCAAUUUCCAAAUGCCUGAAGGUACCACGUUCAUUGUACAAACAAUAGUAUUCGUACUCUUUGGAAAAAUGUCCUCUGGUCUGAUGAAACAAAAAUUGAACUGCUUGACCAUAAUGACCAUCGUUAUGUUUGGAGGGAAAAGUGCGAGGCUUGCAAGCCGAAGAACACCAUCCCAACCGUGAAGCACGGGGGUGGCAACAUCAUGUUGUGGGGGUGCUUUGCUGCAGGAGUGACUGGUGCACUUCACAAAAUAGAUGACAUCAUGAGAUAGGAAAAUUAAGUGGAUAUAUUGAAGCAACAUCUCAAGACAUCAGUAAGGAAGUUUAAGCUUGGUCGCAAAUGGGUCUUCCAAAUGGACAAUGACCCCAAGCAUACUUCCAAAGUUGUGCCAAAAUGGCUUAAGGACAACAAAGUCAAGGUAUUGGAGUGACCAUCACAAAGCCCUGAUCUCAAUCCCACAGAAAAUGUGUGGACAGAACUGAAAAAGCAUGUGUGUGCAAGGAGUCCAACAAACCUGACUCCGUUACACCAGCUGUCAGGAGGAAUGGGCCACAAUUCACCCAACUUAUUGUGAGAAGCUUGUGGAAGGCUACCCGAAACGUUUGCCCAAGUUAAACAAUUUUAAGGCAAUGCUACCAAAUACUAAUUGAGUGUAUAUAAACUUCUGACCCACUGGGAAUGUGAUGAAAGAAAUAAAAGCUGAAAUAAAUCACUCUCUCAACUAUUAUUCUGACAUUUCACAUUCUUAAAAUAAAGUGGUGAUCCUAACUGACCUAAGACAGGACAUUUUUACCAGGAUUAAAUGUCAGGAAUUGUGAAAAACUGAGUUUAAAUGUACUUGGCUAAGGUGUAUGUGUCACGCCCUGACCUUAGAGAUCCUUUUUAUUCUUUAUUUUGGUUAUAUCAGGGUGUGACCAGGGUGGGCAAUCUAUGUUUUCUAUUUCUUUGUUGGCCGGGUAUGGUUCCCAAUCAGAGGCAGCUGUCUAUCGGUGUCUCUGAUUGGGGAUCAUACUUAGGCAGCCUUUUUUUCCACCUGUAGUUUGUGGGAUCUUGUUUUUGUAUAGUUUCUGUUUAGCGUUACAGAGCUUUACGUUCGUUUGUAUUUAGUGUUUUAGUUUAAUAAAGGAAUGAUGUACGCCUUCCAAGCUGCACCUUGGUCCGAUCCAACAUCGACAUCGACAAGCGUAACAGUAUGUAAACUUCCGAUUUUAACUGUAUCUGUGACCAACAGAUGCAUAUAUGUAUUCUCAGUCAUGUGAAAUCUGUAGAUUAGGGCCUAAUUUAUUAAUUUCAAUUGACUGAUUUCAUUAUUUUUAUUUUAGAACAAAGGGCGGGCAAAAGGUAAGCUAAGCAAAGAAUCAUAAUCCAAAUCAGAGUCAGGCAGGUACAGGACGGCAGGCACGAGGACAGGCAGAAAGGUCAGAACUGGGAAGACUAGGACAAACAAAAACUAGAGCACAGGAAUCACAGCAACACACUGGUAGGACUUGAUGGGACAAAUCGAACUGGCAACAGAAAACACAGGUGUAAAUACACAGGGGAUAGUAGGGGGAGAUGGGAGACACCUGGUGGGGGGUGAAGACAAGCACAAAGACAGGGGAAACAAAUAAGGGUGUGACAAAGAUCACAGGACUGAGGCAAAUAUUGCUCUGGUUGAGGACAAUAUAGAAGUGAGUGACAAUCAGGAGCUUACUGAGAAAUGAAAAAUGUCUGUAAUUGUUGGAUCCAUUAGACAGAUUGAUGAAAGUAUUGAGCAGUGGAGCUCAUAUACAGAACGGUUUGAAGAUUUUGUACUUUUAAAUUACAUUGAUGAGGGCAACAUUGUGCCUACGUGUUUUAGUGUAAUGGGGCCGAAGACGUGUCAUUUACUAGACAGCCUGCUACAGCCAGACAGAUCAGGUAAUAAGACGUAUGGGGAUAUUGUGGAGAUACUUAAAGGACAUGUUUCACAGGACCCACUAGUUGAUGCUGAAAGGUUCAGGUUCCACAGGAGACAACAGGAAGAGGGAGAAUCAGUACCAAUGUUUGCUGUUGCAUUAAAGAAACUGUCAGAACACUGAGUUGAAUGGUGUUCUAAAUGACAUCAUCAGAGACAGACUAGAAUGUGGGCU